CUGUUUGGUGACACGUUGUUUAUCUUCUUCUUUCUAGAUUUUCUCCAUUUCCUUCUAUUUCUCUCUCUCUCGAUUCAGGUUGAAAUUGAUCGAUUACAUUCAGAUAUGAACAGCCGGUUUGACGAAGAAGACGACGAAUACCAUCUCCCAUCCUUUAAUGCCGCCUCUACUUUCCGGGGAAUCCACAGUUCUAACGAUAAUUCGAGCGUCUUCCGUGAAAACGAAGAUUCAACAUCAGACGACGAUCUUAGCAGCAAAACGAAGAGAUUCAAUCUGGGUAGUGACCGCAGCACUUCACGAUCUCCCGUCAAAAUCUUCGAUCGAUUCAACGACUCUUCGUCGGACGAAGAGUUCUCCUCGGCUGAAAAUGGCGGCAGUGGAAGCUGUAGCAAUGAAAUUGUGAAGAACGCUAGUAGGCGUCUCGAUUACAUGAUUCAAUUCCUGGAUAGAAAGCUAUCGUCCCCAGAUAAUAGUAACAAUCCGAGCAGUGCAGAUAAUCGAAUGCUGCCGGAGAUUGUAGCUAGCGGCGGCGGCACUGGAAUAUUCAAUGUUCCGCUUCGAGCAUCGGUGCAUCCACGCCGACCUCCCAGUCUUGAAUUGAGGCCACAUCCAUUUAGAGAGACUCAAAUUGGAUGUUUCUUAAGGACUUUGACGUCUACAAAUACCCAAUUGUGGGCAGGCUCUGAAUGUGGCCUUAGGUUCUGGAAUUUCUCAGAUUUGUAUGAACCCAAAACAGGAUUUUCAAGCUCUGCCGGAGAUGAAGAGACAGCCCCGUUUCGUGAAUCAAUUGAAACGUCAUCUGUUUUAUGUAUGAUUGCUGAUGAAGGAAAUCAGGUAGUAUGGAGUGGGCACAAAGACGGGAAGAUCAGAUCUUGGAAGAUGGGUCAGUCUUUGGUAGAAGGAGCGGCCGCUUUCGAAGAGGGGUUAUCGUGGCAGGCGCAUCGUGGUCCUGUCUUCUCCAUUCUCAUGUCUUCUUAUGGGGAUCUAUGGUCAGGGUCAGAGGGUGGCGUGAUUAAGGUUUGGCCAUGGGAAUCAAUGGCAAAAUCUAUCUAUCUUCCAAUUCAAGAAAGACAUAAAGCUGCAUGCCAAGUUGAGAGAUCAUACAUUGACCUCAGGAGCCAAAACACUGUUAAUGGCGUUUGUAACGUUCUUACUUCAGAUGUCAAGUAUUUACUAUCAGAUCACUCUCGAUCUAAAGUCUGGAGCGCUGGCUAUCUUUCAUUUGCAAUCUGGGAUUCUCGUACGAGGGAGCUGUUGAGGUUGUUUAAUAUAGAUGGACAGGUCGAGAAUAUACAAUUGUUGCAGGAUUUUGUAGAAGAAGAUGAAAUAACCAUGAAGUCCAGUUCAUUUCCAAAGAAGGAGAAACCUCAAACAUCCUUAAAUUUCUUUCAGCGCUCCCGUAAUGCAAUAAUUGGAGCUGCUGAUGUCGUUCGUCGUGCUGCUGUUAAGGGAGCCUUUGGAGACGACAACCGGAGAACAGAAGCAAUAGUGAUGACUCCCGAUGGUAUGAUUUGGACAGGAUGUUCAAACGGUUUGCUUAUACAAUGGGACGGAAAUGGAAACCGUCUGCAGGAUUUCAGUUACCAUUCUUCCCCGGUUCAAUGCUUUUGUAGUUCGGGAUCGAGAUUAUGGAUCGGUUACGCGACUGGUAUAGUUCAGGUAUUAGAUUUGAGCGGGAAAUUGAUCGGAGGAUGGUCUGCGCAUAAUAAUAGUCCGGUUAUUGACAUGGCAUCGGGCGGUGGGUUGAUUUUCACGUUGGCUAAUCAUGGUGGUGUACGCGGUUGGAACGCUUUGUCCCCUGGACCAGUUGAUGGUAUCGUGCAAGCUGAAUUAUUGGGAAAAGAUUUUUUGUAUACGAGAAUUGAGUGUUUGAAAAUGUUAGCUGGUACGUGGAAUGUUGGACAAGGAAGAGCUUCUCAGGACUCACUUAUAUCAUGGUUGGGUUCUGCAGCGUCCGAUGUUUCUAUUGUUGUUGUCGGUUUACAGGAAGUUGAAAUGGGUGCUGGUUUCUUGGCAAUGUCUGCUGCAAAAGAAACUGUAGGUCUUGAGGGAAGUUCUGCUGGUCAGUGGUGGCUUGAGAUGAUCGAUAAAACAUUGGGUUCGGGUUCAGGUUCAAGUUUAAGUUUUGAACGUCUCGGUUCAAGGCAGUUGGCGGGCUUAGUCAUUGCUGCAUGGGUAAGAUCGAACGUCAAAUGUAAUAUUGGGGAUGUCGAUGUUGCAGCAGUCCCAUGUGGUUUUGGUCGAGCAAUUGGUAACAAAGGGGCUGUUGCUUUGAGGAUGAGAGUACACGGCCGAACAAUGUGCUUCAUUAACUGCCAUUUUGCUGCCCACUUAGAAGCCGUGAAUCGUCGAAAUGCUGAUUUCGAUCACGUCUACAAGACGAUGGUCUUUAGUCGACCGUCAAACCUCGUAAACCCGACCACUUCGGGAGUGUCGUCGUCCAUUCAAACGUCCCGAAGUGCGCCGGGAAUCAACAAUGAGAAUGCACCGGCUGUGCCUGAGCUAUCGGCUGCGGAUAUGGUUGUGUUUUUGGGAGACUUUAAUUAUCGGCUCGAUGGUAUAUCUUACGACGAAGCUAGGGAUUUUGUAUCUCAAAGGAGCUUUGAUUGGCUAAGAGAAAGGGAUCAACUUCUCGCCGAAAUGAGAGCUGGAAACGUCUUCCAAGGGAUGCGAGAAGCGGUUGUUAAAUUCCCGCCAACUUACAAAUUCGAAAAGCACUUGGAUGGCUUAGCAGGAUAUGACUCGAGUGAGAAGAAAAGAAUUCCGGCCUGGUGCGACAGAAUUGUAUACCGAGAUAGUCGUUCUGUUUCUGCAUCGAAUUGCAGCUUGAACUGCCCUGUGGUGUCGUCGAUUUCAAUGUAUGAAUCUUGCAUGGAUGUAACGGACAGUGACCACAAACCGGUCCGAUGUAUAUUCUCAGUUAAGAUUGCCCGUGUUGACGAGUCUAUUAGAAGACAAGAGUUUGGAGAAAUUAUGAGAUCUAACGAUAAAAUAAGGCGGAUAUUGGAAGAGUUGUGUCCGGUUCCUGAAACCAUUGUCAGCACAAACAACAUAAUUUUUCAGAACCAGGAUUCACCUGUUUUAAGGAUAACGAAUAAAUCUGGGAAGCAAAGUGCGUUUUAUGAUGUCAUUUGUGAAGGUGAAACUAGCGUUAAGGAGAAUGGACAAGCAUCUGAUCAUACUCCGAGAAGUUCUUUUGGGUUUCCUAGGUGGCUCGAGGUUAAUCCAGCUUGUGGCAUGAUCAAACCAAAUAAUAUAAUCGAGAUUAAUGUUCAUCAUCAAGAAUUUCAAACAGUGGAAGAGUUUGAGGAUGGUGUCUCGAAAAACAGCUGGUGCGAAGAUGCUAGGGAUAGGGAAGUCAUUUUGGUGGUACGAGUGCGAGGCAACAACUCCUCCUCAUCCGAAAUGAUUCAAACUCAUCGGAUUCGAGUUCGACAUUGUUUGUCAAAGAAGAAUACAUCCAUGAGAAGUAAAGACUCGGUUAAUAACGCUCCGAAUUUGCAAUCAAAUCUCCUCCAGCGAUCCAAUCUGCAGCGGUUAAGCUACCCGUCCGAUGUUGUCCAUCAUUUGCAGAACAUGCAUACUCCUUAGAACAACAAAAACAAAAAUCUAUAAAUAGACAGGUUUAUUCUUGGUUUUGUUUUGAUCUCUAUUUAUUUCCUCCUUGUUUGGUUUUGUAUUUUUGAAGGAGGAAAGAAUUUUUUUAUUUUUUUAAAAUUCCCUUGUCUCUUUAGAAAAUGUUCAUAUUAUUUGUCAACAUAAAGGAAUAAAAGUGUUGAAAUGUUUAAAUCAUGUGAAAUAAAGAUUUGUUGUUUAUUGGUUG
Messenger RNA from Impatiens glandulifera, 3823 nucleotides. Its product is annotated as type II inositol polyphosphate 5-phosphatase 15. Gene Ontology annotation, biological process: phosphatidylinositol dephosphorylation. Gene Ontology annotation, molecular function: phosphatase activity; protein binding. Bases 106 to 3591 code for a protein of 1161 amino acids. The transcript is spliced from 10 exons. NCBI's taxonomy places the organism in Eukaryota, Viridiplantae, Streptophyta, Magnoliopsida, Ericales, Balsaminaceae. The record is from RefSeq and is a predicted model, not a curated record.